AUGCUGGACAUCGGUCAGUUGCUAGACGGUUUCGUCGAGGCGAACCAGACGGGAAUCGACAAGCCUCCCGUCAUGGAAUUCGAGGAACCAGAAACAACUGCGUUCGUCGCCGUUAAUUCAUGUGUUGAGCCCAGUGUUUCCGUGAUCGAUGCAGACACGAUCGAAAAUUCUUCUUCAGUCGCCAACGGAGGCGGUGUUGGCGAAGCUGGUUCGACGACGUUUCCCUCAUCCUUGUCGCAUUUCAAACUGCCUCAAACGGUUUCCAAAGGAAAGCUGACACUCUGGCUGCCUGGACGGAAAGCGGGACGCAGAAACGGUCCCGUUAAAGACACUGCCAGCGAAGGAUCAGGUUCUGUGGACAGUUGCGAAAAAUGUGAAAAUGCUCCAACCAUCGAUCUUGGUGUGCAGGGCGUGCAGGUUUCUCGGCAGGAUGAUGUUCCUUCCAAACCCGCUGUUCAAUCUCAACUGCCUCCCAAUGAUCAGGACGCUAUGCCUAGAAGGAUUUUGUCUAUGGGUUUCCUCAAGAAGAAAAGCAGGGAGAAGAGAUUCGAUAAAGGCUCGAAGGAGAUGAUUGCCAAUGCUUUUGCCGCACCUAUCGUCGAUGAGGUCAUAAAUGAGGCCUGUCCAGACGAACCAAGCAGCUCCUUGAAGGUCCCUAGUACUCCGAGGACAAAGUCUGGUUCGUUUUCAGACAGUGACAGCGAUGACGAGAUGCCAAGUAAAAUUAAACUCGAGAUCAAGCCUCCUUUGUCGGAUCGUCGUAAAGUGUGUGCUUCUGUGGACGAGCUGAAGGAUGUAGUGGAAAGCAUGAGCAGCAACAUUAAGAAUGCAAACAGAUCUUUGGAAAUUGUGCCAUCCAGCCGUCCUCUCAAAGCCAUGGUGCUUCGUCCUGCGAAGACUGGCGAUGACAGAUGGAACAAUUUGGCCUUUGCCGGAAAUUUGUCCAAUUUCUCUAACUCCUCGGUUAGCCUUGAGCGACGGUUGCGUCCAAGAAGCACUACGCCGACGCAUAUGAUGAUUCUGGGCAGCAGCAGCGGUCGUCAGGGACAGCCUGGACUAGAAAGCAUGUCGCCAACGGACAGCGAAAGACCGUUUGCUGAACGACAGAACUCCCUUGGCUCCAUACCCGAGUUUUCCGGUGCCGCAUCGUCUGCCGGGACUGCGGCUUCUCGUGGACCUUCGCCGGUCAGCAGUUGCGUGACAGAUCGCAUUCCGUUGGCAGUCGCUGUUACAGAAACCAUACACGUACUUUUCAAGAGUUCGAACGAGUGUGCCGUUCGAACUUUCGGCAACGUCACAUUUUCGUUUCCUGCUGGUAUCAUGAAAAUCUUGUCUUCUACUUCUCCCUCCGAACUGUCGCAGCUAAGCUUCGGAUUUGAAUCGGCGGAGCGGAUUCAGGGUAUCAUUGGAAAUCGCAAGAUUUUGGACGACUUUAAUUACAGCGGCAGCUGUUCGAAGUAUAAAUUCGAUUUCAACAUGAACUCGUUAGCGGAACAUUUGAAGCUGUUGAAUCGAAGGAACCCGUCAGCCCCGUUUUACAAUCUUGAAGUACUGCGCUACGAGGUGAUGCCCAAAGCUCCGUCCGAAUCUCAGUCGAAGGACACCGCUGCUGUUGUACCUCUUCUGCUGCGCAGUUUCUGGAAGUGCUUCAACGACCAUACCGAUUUGUGUAUCAGCUACAGCUACAAUCCUGACUGCCGGUUGUCUGCACCACUUAUCAACCUCCUCUACUCGAUCAAGACCGAUGGUAGCGUUUGCAGUGUUACAUCCAAGCCUGAGGCGUCGUGGUAA
Soboliphyme baturini is the source of this 1791-nucleotide messenger RNA. The record is from the annotation of a GenBank genome assembly. Lineage: Eukaryota; Metazoa; Nematoda; Enoplea; Dioctophymatida; Soboliphymatidae.